AUUACACACCUCCAGUCUGACUGGCGCAGGACGACCAGCAAAGCUCUCCCGAGGAGGACACUUUACCAUGACAGCAGCAACAAAAGCCCGCGGGAGAAAUCGGCAGCAACGCUGCACAUGUUGACUUUUUUUGUUUUUAAUCACAGUAUAUCGAGAUGUUUGAGUGAAUCGGCAGCAGGAGCAGCUCCAAAAAAAACAUGAGGUAGCUUCAAAGUAGCGGCGCGCACGAGUGAGGAUCUGAGAUCUUCUCUAAAUCUCGUUCAUUCAUCUUGGGGACUUUUUUUUGGAGGGGGGGAGGAGAUGGCUACCCCUACGCACCCGGAGACCAGGAAGUUUACGCGCGGUCUGGGUAAACCUGGCACGGCGGCGGAGCUCAGGCAGAGCGUCUCCGAGGUGGUGAGGACGUCCGUGCUGGUCGUUAAACCCAAGGUGAUCGAGCCACUGGAUUAUGAAAAUGUGCUGGUGCAGAGGAAGACGCAGAUCCUCAGCGAUGUCCUCCGAGACAUGCUGCAGUUCCCUCUGGAAGACUUUGAGAUUUCAACUUUGAGGAGACAGGGGAGGACCCUCUACUCCACGUUGCCUGAAAAUGCAGAGAGGGAAGCCCAGAGUUUAUUUGUCCAAGAGUGCAUUAAAACCUACAAGUCUGACUGGCAUGUCGUCAACUACAAGUACGAGGACUAUUCUGGAGACUUUCGACAGCUUCCGCACAAAGUGUCGCGGCCUGAUAAACUGGCCGUCCAUGUAUUUGAAGUGGACGAGGACGUGGACAAAGACGAGGAUACGGCCUCCCUUGGAUCCCAGAAAGGCGGGAUCACCAAACAUGGCUGGCUGUACAAAGGAAAUAUGAACAGUGCAAUCAGUGUCACCAUGCGGUCGUUCAAGAGGAGGUAUUUCCACCUAACGCAGCUCGGGGACGGCUCCUACAAUUUAAACUUCUACAAGGAUGAGAAGAUCUCCAAAGAGCCCAAAGGAACCAUUUUCUUGGACUCCUGUAUGGGCGUGGUUCAGAACAACAAGGUUCGAAGGUUUGCUUUUGAGCUGAAGAUGCAGGAUAAGAGCACCUACCUGCUGGCUGCAGACGGCGAGGGAGAGAUGGAGGACUGGAUCAAUACGCUCAACAAGAUCUUGCACAGCAGCUUUGAGAUUGCAAUGCAGGAAAAGCGCAAUGGAGACAUUCAUGAUGAUGAUGAUCUCGGAAAGUCAGACAGUUCCUCUGGCAGUAUGGACAGCUUUCAGAGCACCAGAGAUAUUGAGUCCAGGAUGAGGAAUGAGACCAGAUUGAGGCUGUUCACCCUGGACCCUGACACACAGAAACUGGAUUUCUCAGGGAUUGAACCAGACGUGAAGCAGUAUGAGGAGAAGUUUGGCAAACGUGUGCUGGUGAACUGCAAUGACCUUUCAUUCAAUCUGCAAAGCUGCGUGGCCGAGAACGAAGAAGGGCCGACAACAAAUGUGGAGCCCUUCUAUGUCACUCUCUCACUGUUUGAUAUCCAGAAUGGGAGGAAAAUCUCCUCUGACUUCCACGUGGACUUAAAUCACCCGUCUGUGAGAGGCAUGAUGCCCAGUACCAUCAGCCAGUAUAUAAAUGGAGGAGGGGACGCUCACAGUGAGGGGCAACGGUUGGUCCACGGGGUGCCAGAGGCAGCCAUGCAGUAUCCCAGACAGGGGGUGUUCUCGAUUACAUGUCCUCACCCAGAUAUCUUCCUGGUGGCUCGCAUAGAAAAGGUUCUUCAGGGCGGAAUCAACCACUGUGCCGAGCCGUACAUGAAGAGUUCAGAUUCCACCAAGGUGGCACAGAAGGUCCUGAAAAAUGCCAAGCUGGCAUGUAGCCGGUUAGGCACGUACAGGAUGCCUUUUGCCUGGGCAGCAAGGCCUUUGUUCAAAGACGCUUCAGGGACACUGGACAAAAGUGCUCGUUUCUCAGCUCUGUACAGACAGGACGGCAACAAACUUUCGAAUGAUGACAUGCUCAAGCUGCUGGCUGAUUUCAGAAAGCCAGAGAAGAUGGCCAAGCUGCCCGUAAUCCUCGGAAACCUUGAUGUUACCAUUGACAGUGUAGCCCCCGACUUGACAAAUUGUGUUACCUCAUCCUACAUUCCUGUGAAGCAGUUUGAUGUCAGCGAGAGAACCAACAUCUUCUUCGAAGUGGAGGAGUUUGUGCCGUGCCUAGCCAAAUGUUCUCAGCCUUUCACCAUCUACAACAAUCACCUCUAUGUCUACCCCAAGCACUUGAAGUACGACAGCCAAAAGUCAUUUGCAAAGGCUCGAAACAUAGCUGUCUGCAUUGAGUUCAAAGACUCGGAUGAAGAAGAUGCUGUUUCACUGAAGUGCAUCUACGGUCGACCCGGAGGACCGUUGUUUACUAAGAAUGCCUUCGCUGCUGUUCUGCAUCACAGGCAGGACCCCGAAUUCUAUGAUGAGUUCAAGAUUGAGCUGCCAACCCAGCUCCACGAGAAACACCACCUGCUCUUCACCUUCUACCAUGUCAGCUGUGACAGCAACAGCAAGGCCAGCACCAAAAAGAGAGAACUGGUUGAGGCACAAGUGGGUUAUGCCUGGCUCCCUUUGCUGAAGGACGGCCGGGUGGUCAUGAAUGAGAUUCAGAUUCCUGUGGCUGCCAACCUGCCUGCUGGAUACCUUGGCUUUCAGGAGGGUGCUGGCAAGCAUUCAGUUCCUGAAGUCAAAUGGGUGGAUGGAGGCAAGCCUUUGCUCAAGGUGUCCACUCACCUCGUUUCCACUGUCUACACUCAGGACCGACAUUUGCACAAUUUCUUUCAUCACUGUCAGAGCGCGGCAUCUGCAGCUCAGUUAUCAGGAGGAGAGCUGGUCAAAUACCUGAAGAGUCUGCAUGCCAUGGAGAGCCACGUGAUGAUCAAGUUCCUGCCCACUACCCUGAAUCAGCUGUUUAGGGUCCUUACCAGUGCCACCCAAGAGGAUGUAGCGGUCAACGUCACCAGAGUCAUGAUUCACAUUGUUGCCCAGUGCCAUGAGGAGGGGUUAGAGAACUACCUGAGAUCAUAUGUGAAGUUUGUUUUCAAGACUGAGCCAUACACGUCGUCCACCACCCGAACAGUGCAUGAGGAGUUGGCCAAAGCCAUGACUGCAAUCCUGAAGCCGUCUACUGACUUUCUCACAUGUAACAAAUUGCUCAAGUAUUCCUGGUAUUUCUUUGAAGCCCUAGUGAAAUCCAUGGCUCAGUACUUGAUUGAGAGUUUUAAAGUGAAGCUGUCUAGGAAUCAGCGCUUCUCUGCAGCAUUCCACCACACAGUAGAGACACUGGUCAACAUGAUGAUGCCACACAUUACACAGAAGUACAAAGACAACCUGGAUGCCGCUAGGAACGCCAACCACAGUCUUGCAGUCUUCAUUAAGCGCUGUUUUAAUCUGAUGGAUCGAGGGUUUAUGUUCAAGCAGAUCAACAACUACAGCAACUGUUUCAUGCCUGGAGACCCAAAGACACUCUUUGAGUUCAAGUUUGAGUUCCUGCGUGUCGUGUGCAACCACGAGCACUACGUCCCCCUGAACCUGCCCAUGCCAUUUGGAAAAGGAAGGAUAAUGAGAUUUCAAGCUUUAUUAUCUCCACAUGAUAUGGUGGAGUCGUAUGAUGAUGAUGAUCCAGUAGACCUUCAACUGGAUUACUCGCUGACGGAUGACUUCUGUAAAAACCACUUCCUGGUCGGGCUGCUGCUCAGGGAGGUCACUGCAGCUCUGCAGGAGUUCAGGGAGAUUCGUCAGAUAUCCAUCCAGGUGCUGAAGAACCUGAUGAUCAAGCACACGUUUGACGAUCGCUACACCUCCAAGAGCCAGCAGGCCAGGUUGGCCACGCUCUACUUGCCCUUGUUCGGCCUGCUCCAAGAGAAUGUCCACAGGUUGAAUGUGAAGGAAGUUUCCCCGUUCACUAUCAACCACUCCAACAAUAAUGGAAGAGAAGAUUCCCUCCUUUCCAACCCUUUGAUGACACCUCCCAGGUCCAGCACCUUUCUGGACACCAGUUUGCACAAAGAUGUCUUUGGUGCCAUCUCAGGCACCGCUUCACCCCACACAUCAUCCACCCCCAACAUUAACUUUGUGCGCCACGCAGACUCUCGCGGCUCACUCAUCAGCACUGACUCCGGCAACAGCCUGUCAGAGAGGCACAUGGACAAGGGCAAUUCUCUGGACAAGCACCAGCCUGCUGCGACUCUGGGCAGUACACUGCUGCGAUGUGAUAAACUGGACCAGGCAGAGAUCAAAAGCCUCCUCAUGUGCUUCCUACAUGUGCUGAAAAGCAUGUCUGAGGAUGCUCUGUUCACAUACUGGAAUAAGGCUUCAUCGUCCGAUCUAAUGGACUUCUUCACUCUAGUCGAAGUGUGCCUCCAUCAGUUCAGAUACAUGGGGAAGAGAUAUAUCGCAAGGAGCCAGGAUGGGGCAGGACCCGUAGCUCAUGAGCGGAAGUCACAGACUCUGCCUGUGUCCCGUAACAGGGCAGGAAUGAUGCAUGCCCGCUUACAGCAGCUCAGCAGCCUGGAUAACUCAUACACUUUUAACCACACUUACAGUCACUCGGAUGCAGACGUGUUAAAUCAGUCGUUGCUGGAAGCCAACAUUGCCACUGAGGUCUGCCUGACUGUGCUGGACACCCUCAGUAUCUUCAUCAUGGGUUUCAAGACGCAGCUGUGCUCCGACCACGGCCACAGUCCACUCAUGAAGAAGGUGUUUGACGUCCACCUCUGCUUUCUGCGAAUCAAUCAGUCAGAAACGGCCCUCAAGCAGGUCUUCACUUCACUGCGCACCUUCAUCUACAAGUUUCCCUGCACAUUCUUCGAAGGCCGCGCCGACAUGUGUGCCGCGUUCUGCUACGAGAUCUUGAAGUGUUGUAAUUCCAAGCUGAGCUCCAUUCGCAGCGAUGCAGCCCAUCUGCUGUAUUUCCUCAUGAAGAGCAACUUUGACUACACAGGUCGCAAAUCCUUUGUCCGGACACACCUACAGGUGGUGAUUGCUGUCAGUCAACUGAUUGCUGAUGUCAUUGGUAUCGGAAGCACACGCUUCCAACAGUCCCUGUCAAUCAUCAACAACUGUGCCAACAGUGACAAAACCAUUAAGAACACAGCAUUCCCAUCGGACGUGAAGGACCUGACCAAGCGCAUCAGGACAGUUUUGAUGGCCACGGCUCAGAUGAAGGAGCACGAGCGAGACCCAGAGAUGCUGGUGGACCUGCAGUACAGCCUGGCCAAAUCUUACGCCAGCACACCUGAGCUGCGCAAGACCUGGCUGGACAGCAUGGCCCGAAUCCAUGUGAAGAACGGAGACUUUUCUGAGGCGGCCAUGUGCUACGUGCACGUUGCAGCACUUGUGGCAGAAUACCUGCGGAGAAAAGGAAUGUUCAAGCAAGGCUGCUCAGCUUUCCGUGUCGUGACUCCAAACAUUGAUGAAGAAGCAGCAAUGAUGGAGGAUGUCGGCAUGCAAGACGUCCAUUUCAAUGAAGAUGUCCUCAUGGAGCUUUUGGAGGAGUGUGCGGACGGACUGUGGAAGGCAGAGCGUUACGAGCUGAUCUCUGACAUCUACAAGCUCAUAAUUCCCAUUUAUGAGAAGCGCAGGGACUUUGAGAAACUGGCCCACCUAUAUGACACACUGCAUCGUGCAUACAGCAAAGUAACAGAGGUCAUGCACUCAGGCAAGAGGCUGCUGGGCACCUACUUCAGAGUGGCAUUCUUUGGCCAGGGCUUCUUUGAGGACGAGGACGGUAAAGAGUACAUCUACAAAGAACCCAAAUUCACCCCCCUAUCUGAAGUAUCUCAGCGGCUCCUUAAGCUGUACUCUGAAAAGUUUGGACAGGAGAAUGUGAAGAUGAUCCAGGACUCUGGAAGGAUUAAUCCCAAAGACUUGGACUCCAAGUACGCAUACAUCCAAGUGACUCACGUGACUCCGUACCUGGAGGAGAAGGAGCUGGUGGACAGGAAAACGGACUUUGAAAAGAGCCACAAUAUUCGUCGCUUUGUGUUUGAGAUGCCGUUUACCAUAUCAGGCAAAAAGCAAGGCGGUGUGGAGGAGCAGUGCAAACGCAGGACAAUACUAACCACCACACAUUGUUUCCCAUAUGUGAAGAAGCGCAUUGCAGUGAUGUAUCAGCACCACACUGAUCUGAGCCCAAUCGAGGUGGCCAUCGAUGAGAUGAGCAAGAAGGUGGCCGAGAUCAAACAGCUCUGUUCCUCCAGUGAGGUGGACAUGAUCCGCCUGCAACUCAAACUGCAGGGCAGCAUCAGUGUGCAGGUAAAUGCAGGACCGCUUGCAUAUGCCCGAGCUUUUCUGGAUGACUCCAGUGCCAAGAAGAAUCCUGAUAACAAGGUCAAACAGUUGAAAGAGGUCUUCAGGCAUUUUGUGGAGGCGUGUGGCCACGGCUUAGGCAUUAAUGAGCGGUUAAUCAAAGAGGACCAGCAGGAAUAUCAUGAUGAGAUGAAAGCCAAUUACAGAGACGUGGUCAGAGAGCUGUCCAUCAUCAUGCAUGAGCAAAUCAGUCCUGUGGAAGAUGGCAUGAAGAGCGCUCUUCCAGACUCGCUCCACAUCUUCAACGCUAUCAGUGGCACGCCGACCAGUGCCACCAUCCAGGGCAUCCCCAGCUCUUCCUCCGUGGUGUGAUGCGGAACCUGGGACAACCACGACCUCAGCGCUCCGUAUCCUCGCUAACCAGGCACGCCUGUUUUUAUUUGAUUGUCACCUCCAAACCAAAAUCGUCCGUCCGUCAGCUCAAAGGGAGACGUGACGCAAGUACAGACAGAUCUAAAGUACCUCUGACUCUUCUCACUGAAAUGACCAAGGCACUGGACUGUUCACGUUCACAGUAGGCACAGUAACUGUGGUGGGUGUGGCCAAAUGACAUUUUCCUGUAGGAGCACUGAGGUGAAGUCGCAACCCGAUGGGGGACAUGGUUUCAUGGACAGAGCUAAACCUGUCUUUUCCGGAAAAGACCGUGCAGUUCUUUUCUUUUUUUUUUUACACACACAUUCUUGUCGAGAUCUUCAGCGUGCAUGUUAUUACAAUACACAGAGGCGCUCUCAAGUUUUAAACAAGACAAGUUUUGUUUAUUUUGAUAAUGUUACACAAUGUGUUUUUUUUAUGUACAGUAUUCCACUUUUAUAAGCCACUGUAUUGACGUCCUGAUGAACAGUAUAUGCUGCUUACAUUGGCACUCAUUCCUCUGUAAAUGAAGUUCAAUUUCUACAGAAAUGCAAAUUUGAAAGAGGGCCUCCCAUGACAACAUUCAACCCUUAAAUCACUUCAUUGUCUUAGAGCGAAAUAGUUUUUAAAUAUUUAAAGCCAUUGCAUACAGAAAGUAUAUUCAAGUUCAAGUUGUUUAUUAAUGUAUAUAAAAAAGGAUUGUGUGCAAUAUUUGCAAAGUAUCUUGCUGUGUGGGGCUAAUACACUGUUAAAAAAGAAAAGAAAGAAAGAAAGAAAUUCACCUUUUUGCCAAAGCGAUAAGGUGCGGAACCAAAAUCUACACCUACUGUGGGAGUAAUAUGAAGCUUUUACCAUUUUAGUGUUCAGAUGUUUAAGGAUUUGUUUUAUAUUUGGGCAGCAAUGGUUUCUUUAUUUUAUUUAACACUAAUGUACUGUUCUGCUGUAAACAAAAUGUUCCCAUAUGCUUUUAAAUAAAAAUGCACUCGUUUCUCUG
Solea solea (common sole) is the source of this 7648-nucleotide messenger RNA. Its product is annotated as dedicator of cytokinesis protein 9. The coding region runs from base 301 to 6615 and encodes 2104 amino acids. The transcript is spliced from 54 exons. The record is from RefSeq and is a predicted model, not a curated record. Lineage: Eukaryota; Metazoa; Chordata; Actinopteri; Pleuronectiformes; Soleidae. Gene Ontology annotation, biological process: small GTPase-mediated signal transduction; positive regulation of GTPase activity. Gene Ontology annotation, molecular function: guanyl-nucleotide exchange factor activity.